UUUUACAGCAGCAUAUGCAAAAGCUCAUUCCUCUUUGUAGCUUAAUCGAUCUUCUUAAUAUUUAAAUAAAUAAUAAUGGCGGCUAUUCCUUCUCUAACUAUGGUGUUGAUGGGUCGUACUGGAAAUGGGAAAAGUGCAACUGGAAAUAACAUUCUUGGAAAAAAGGCGUUCACAUCAAGAAAAAGCUCAUCUAGCAUUACAAAAACUUCUACCUUGGAGAGAUGUGUACGAAACGAUGGGCAAAUCAUAAAUGUCAUCGAUACUCCUGGAAUGUUCGAUUUAUCCAAUGGAACAGAAUCUACUUCAAGAGAAAUAACGAAGUGCUUAGAAUUGGUAAGUGGAUGCAUUCAUGCAGUUAUUUUAGUGUUUUCAGUAAGGAACCAAUUCACUCAAGGAGAAGAAGGCACCAUUAAAACCCUACAAAAUAUAUUUGGACCUAAAGUUGUGGAUUUCACCAUUGUCAUCUUAACGGGAGGCGAUGAGUUCGAUGACCGCGAUGACAUAGAAGAUUACUUGAGCCAUGAAUGUCCUGCGGCUUUGAAGGAUAUUCUAGCUGUCUGCAAUAACAGAUGUGUGAUUUUUGACAACAAAACUAAGAGUGAAGCAAAGAAGGAAGAACAAGUGAAUGAGCUUUUGGAUUUGGUGAAGGAAAUUAUCGACCAAAAUGGAGGACAGCCCUACAAACAUCCUUUGAUUUCUAUCAAAAAGCUUGAGAAGGAAUUUUAUGAAUUCAAAAGAAAGCUUGAACAGUCUCGCACGCAAGACAUUUAUUCUGAUCCCAAGCUUGGGGAAAAGUUGAAUGAGAUGACAAUUCUUAAUCUCUAUCAGCCAGCACACGUCGAGGUUGGGCAAAAUUCUGAGUAUCUUAAUCUAAUUCAGCCAGCACCUCAUAAUCUAAUUCAACCAGCACCUGUCGAGGUUGACCAAAUUUCUGAAGUUCGUAAUAUAGUUCAAUUAAUAAUUAGAAACCUAAUACGUCUAGAGAGAAUAUUGUCAUAAACAUUGUAAUUAGUAUGAUUGCAUGCAUUAUAUGUGUAAUUUAAAUAUAUUUAAACCUUGCUUGAAUAAGGCAUCUGCCAUCUGUGAUGUGUCUCUUUGUAUAUUGUACUGUUAAAUGAUCGAUGUAAUGGAUUAUUAUCAUAUAUCAUAUAUGUUAUAUAUAUUUCAGUU
This is a messenger RNA of Benincasa hispida (wax gourd), 1170 nucleotides long. RefSeq names its product immune-associated nucleotide-binding protein 1-like. NCBI's taxonomy places the organism in Eukaryota, Viridiplantae, Streptophyta, Magnoliopsida, Cucurbitales, Cucurbitaceae. The record is from RefSeq and is a predicted model, not a curated record. Gene Ontology annotation, molecular function: GTP binding.